AUGAUCGAUAAUUCCAUGGCCUUGUUCCAUAAUGAUGGCGGAAUCCAUAUAGAGGAUGAAGUCAUUAAUAGUCAAAGCAGUGAUGACCAGCCCGACGCCAAUCAUAUAACCUUGAGUCAAGUUUCAUGUCUUAUUGAGCACCCAAGUAGGGUUGAAGACGGUGAAAUUGACAACUACGUUUACAAGCACAAUACAUUUAUGAUGGAGCAUAAGGUCAAAAGAGUUAAUAAAUUUAUUGAUACCAUUAGACAAUACUGGAGUGACGCAUUACCAACUGAGAUGAUUGUAGCCUUCGAUGAGUCUAAUGGUGAUAUUGAUGAGCUUACUAUGAACCUCCUCAAGCCAGAAUUCAAGGAAAGUGUUCGGAAAAUCUUGAAACAGAAAUUAGAACACAAGCUCAAGCCAAUAACCCAGCCAGAAACUACAAUUCCAGAAGAAGCCGACGAUGAUGAAGGCGAAGAUGAAGGUGAUGAUGGCGAUUAUAUACAACCAGUUCAAGUUGAAGUAUCAAGAGCUCCAACUCACAGACAUACAAAGUCAAAUCCAGUCCCACAUGGAGUAAUUCCACCAUGCCCAGCCGGAGUUAAUCCGACUAACUGGGUAAACUGGAGUGAUGCAAGAAGAUCAUCUUAUUUACGAGGACAAGAAUAUCCUAACGCCUAUUACUACAGACAUCUUCCACCGGGCGAGAAACAAAAGAACGGUGGAUGGACUGCCGCUGAAAAGGCAAACUUCAUGAACAGAGUUCGCGAAUUCAGAGGCAACCAGACAUUUAUGUCUGGCGAUUGGGGUCUGUUUUCUAAGACAAUUCCUGGCAGAGUCGGCUAUCAAUGCGCAAAUUUCUACAGAAAACUCGUCGAAGCUGGCGAAAUCUUUGAUUCGAAUUACGAAAAGGGUGAAGACGGCCGUAUCCACCACAAAUCAAGGAUUCACGAUGGAAAGAUUGUCGUCAAGACAAAGGGAAAGGUUCAGCGCCAGCAUGUCGCUAAGCCACCAAAAAUUAUUCCUCCAAAUAAGAUUCGCUCCAUUCAUUUUAUCUUCCGCAGCGAUCCAGUACAACCAACACCAACAUCUACAACUUACGAGACAACAUCAGCCUCCGAUGAGCACCUUUCUCGUUACGAAGCAUGGGCUGCUCAAAAUCCUCUUAAAGAUGCCAUCGAUCAGAUCACGCAGGAGCCAAUUAGAGUUCCUGCUAUCUCUCCUGAUGGAUAUGUCCUCGAUUACAACACUUGGUUGAACGUUUUGAAGUCUAACAAAGAGAAUCCGUUUACUCGUGUUCCUGUUACGAAACGUCAACUCGUUAUCUUGACCGACGAUAACUUCGAAGAGUAUGAAGAUAAAAUCGUCAAUCUUAACGCUCCUGCUCAAGAAGCAGAGUGA
Messenger RNA from Trichomonas vaginalis G3, 1383 nucleotides. Its product is annotated as RING/U-box family. Lineage: Eukaryota; Parabasalia; Trichomonadida; Trichomonadidae. Gene Ontology annotation, molecular function: ubiquitin-protein transferase activity. The record is from RefSeq and is a predicted model, not a curated record. Gene Ontology annotation, biological process: protein ubiquitination. The transcript has a single exon. Bases 1 to 1383 code for a protein of 460 amino acids.